Messenger RNA from Mycotypha africana, 3189 nucleotides. Its product is annotated as Sac phosphatase domain-containing protein. Bases 1 to 3189 code for a protein of 1062 amino acids. Gene Ontology annotation, biological process: phosphatidylinositol dephosphorylation. Gene Ontology annotation, cellular component: membrane; cytoplasm. Gene Ontology annotation, molecular function: phosphatidylinositol-4,5-bisphosphate 5-phosphatase activity; phosphatidylinositol-3,5-bisphosphate 5-phosphatase activity. The transcript has 6 exons. NCBI's taxonomy places the organism in Eukaryota, Fungi, Mucoromycota, Mucoromycetes, Mucorales, Mycotyphaceae. The record is from RefSeq and is a predicted model, not a curated record.
AUGCAAACACACUUAUUACUGAGAGACUAUCCAAGAGCUUUAGCACUACGACCCACUGUGCUGGACGAAGCUCCUUCUGGUGUACUUGUAUUUAAAGCACACCAAGGUUCUAUUACAAGAGUAAUAACGGAACUACAUAGUCCUUCAGAAUUUGAAGAUGGGCAAUUUCGAAUCUUGAAUUCGAGACCUGUUUAUGGUUGUUUGGGUUUGAUAACAGUUGGAUCAGAUUGUUUUGUCGCAAUAGUGACAGAUUGUGUAUCUGUUGGAAGAAUAAGAGCAGGUGAAGAAGUUUAUAAAAUUCAAUCUGUUUCGUUUUAUUCUUUGACAUCCUCCAGAUAUGAUGAUUUUGUCGAUAAUAAUGGUUAUUCGAACCUUGAUGAUGAUUGGGAGCAACAACCAAUUAGCAAUAAUGGUUAUGGAAGCCUAAAUCAACAUCCAUGUGCCCAACUACAGAAACUAUUUUCAGUGGGUAACUUUUACUUCACACCUGAUUUUGACUUGACAACGACAGUACAAGCGCGUACUUCAGUUGCUUCUCUGGGAGUGCAUUCGUUCGAUGAACAUUUUUUAUGGAACCAAUUUUUGAUAUCUGGGUUAUUAGACUUCAGAGCAAAGUUAGAUAGGAAGAAUCAAAUGGAUUUGGAUCGUGGGGGAUUCUUAGUAUUCGCAAUUAGAGGAUACGUUGGCAUAGAGACAUUGUAUAUAGACAAUGAAAGAUAUGAACUAUCAGUUAUUUCAAAAUUAAGUUGCCAGCGUGCUGGUACUCGAUUUAAUUCGAGAGGUAUAGAUGAUAACGGCCAUGUUGCCAACUUUGUGGAGACCGAGACUGUACUAUAUUCAGAUAGAGUUUGUUAUGCUUAUACACAAAUUAGAGGCAGUGUUCCCGCAUUUUGGGAACAACAGGGUAUGCAGCUUGUCCAGCACAAAAUACAAAUUUCGAGAGGACCAGGUGCAACUCAACCUGCAGUUAAAAAGCAUUUCGAUGAGCUAAUUGAAAGAUACAACCAUGUCUGUAACAUAAAUUUGCUAUCUCAAAAAGAUCCAAUUGCUGGCGAAGGACUCCUCAGCAACACUUUCAACUCAGUAGUCAAUCAACUCAACUAUGAUCCCGACUUGGUAAAAAUGGUCAACUUUGACCUCCAUGCGUACUGCCGUGGUGGCAAUUACGAAAACGUCAACGUGCUUAUGGACGAUAUACGCUCUGUGUUUGAUAGUUACGGAUAUUUUUUGAUGGAUACGGAUGACAAUCAGAUUAUCUAUACACAAAAAGGUGUUUUUCGUACCAACUGUAUGGAUUGUUUGGAUCGUACCAACCUUGUACAGAAUGAAAUUUCUCGAAGAGCCUUGUUAGAGUAUUUAGAAGAACGUUUUCAAGAUAUUCGAUCGCAGACAAAUUUGGACUAUUUGGUAUCGCGCCAUUCUCAUUUAUGGGCAGAAAAUGGAGAUGGACUUUCGAAAAUGUAUGCUGGCACUGGUGCAUUGAAAUCAGCCUUCACCAGAACAGGAAAAGUUACACUAAUGAACGUUUUGAGCGAUGCCACUCGAUCUGUCAAUAGAUUUUAUAUUAACAAUUUUCAAGACAAGGCCAGACAGGAAGUUAUUGAUCAACUUUUGGGAAAGUUAGCCAACCAAUCUAUAAUCUCUAUCUAUGACCCUGUUAGUGAAGACGUUUCUCGGCAUCUUGCGAAGCGAAUCAAAGAAUAUUCAACAAACAGAAAAAUUACUAUAUUUUGCGGUACCUACAACUUGAACGGAAAAGGAUUCAAAAAUGAAUCAUUGGAUCCCUGGUUACUACAGCAUUUUAAAUGGAAUGAUACAGAGCCGGAUCUUUAUGUUAUUGGUUUUCAAGAAAUUGUUGAACUUUCACCUCAACAAGUGAUGGCAACAGAUGCAGAGAAAAGAGUCGUUUGGGAACAUCAGAUAGAAGCUACCUUGAAUAAAAGAUCGGGAGCCAAGUCAAAAUAUACUUUGCUUAGAUCAAAUCAGUUAGUGGGCGCCGCAUUGAUGGUGUUUGCUAGAACAGAUAUUUUGGAAGAAAUACGAAAUGUUGAGUCCUCAAUUAAAAAAACUGGUAUUAUGGGUAUUGCUGGUAAUAAAGGUGCUGUAGGUAUUAGAAUGGAUUAUGGCGAUACCAGCUUCUGUUUCCUUGCUGCGCAUCUUGCUGCAGGUCAUUCAAACGUAGACGACCGUAAUGCAGACUUUCAUACUAUCAAUGAAGGAUUACGAUUCCUCCGGGGUAAAGCAAUCGAUAGCCACGAUAACAUAAUAUGGGUUAGCGAUUUGAAUUACCGGAUUUCCUUGCCUAACGAAGAUGUUCGACGGUAUGCGGAGGAAGGCAACAUAGAGGCACUAUUAACCAGUGAUCAGCUUUCAAGAGAAAUGCGCGAAGGUAGAGCCUUCAGUGACUAUCAGGAGGGGUAUAUAACAUUUUUGCCUACUUACAAAUAUGACAAUGGCGCUGAUGUUUAUGAUACCAGUGAGAAACAGCGAAUUCCAAGCUGGACAGACCGUAUUCUUUUUAAAGGCAAACAUUUGAAGAAUUUGCAAUAUAACCGAGCAGAACUGUAUACCUCAGAUCAUAGACCAGUGUUUGCAUUAUUUGAAACAGAUAUUGUCACUUUAGAUCAUGAAGCAAGGCUUAAGUUGCAAAAGCAGUUAUACCAAAGCUUGAGCACUGCUGAUCUCGGCAAUCAUACAAUUUCUCUGGCUGCACCAGAACUUCCAAAACGAAGAACGACGGUAGCCUCGCCGAUCAAGGAACCUACUAUGAAACUGUCUGAUUCCUUUGUUGAUACACUUAUAGAUGUUACGCUUGAUACAACAGAUUAUCCACCGCCAAGCUCUGAUACGAGAAAAUGGUGGGAAGAUGAUCAAGAAUUACCGAAAGCUGAUAAAGGACGUGCAACAAGCCAUAACCCAUUUGAAGAAGACGGCUUUGUAUCUGUUACCGGUGAUAGUAGUUUGAAGUUUCCUAGUUCAUUACAAUCCGAUAGUGAAUGGACACCACUAAGCCCAGCCUCCUAUCACGGACCUUCCCUCACAAAUGGAACAUUACAGCAACAACAACAGAUUAUUGAUAAAACAUCACCAACAGCAGCAAAGACUUCCUCGUUGACUCCCGUUAUGCCUGCCAGUAAUGUGUCAAACGUUAUAGGUUUUUGGAAUAGUAAACAGCAACAAUCAGAGUAA